Messenger RNA from Sorghum bicolor (sorghum), 2012 nucleotides. RefSeq names its product amino acid permease 3. The record is from RefSeq and is a predicted model, not a curated record. NCBI's taxonomy places the organism in Eukaryota, Viridiplantae, Streptophyta, Magnoliopsida, Poales, Poaceae. Gene Ontology annotation, cellular component: plasma membrane. The transcript is spliced from 3 exons. Bases 302 to 1747 code for a protein of 481 amino acids.
UCCCUCAGUCCCAUGCUCUGAUCCAUGCGGACGCCCGGCCACGGGGCCGCCCACCGCCCGCUGCCACGGCACGCUACCCACAUGCGGCGCCGCGCCGCUCCCCCUGUCCCUGCCGCCGUCUUCUCCUCGUCUCUCGUCUCGUCUCUAUAUAUACCUCCCCUUCCCCUUCUUCCCCGUUCAUUCCCCCACUCAUCACAAGCGCGGAACAGCGAGCGAGCAACAACACCGCUAGACCGGAGCAGUAGCAGUAAUAUAGCUACUAUCGCCGUCGUCGUCCCGGGCUGCCGGCGAGGGGAAAAAAAUGGUGGCCAAGAAGCAGGCCCCGUUCGACGAGUUGUCGCUGGUGGAGGCCCGCGGCGGCGGCGGUGGCGGUGGCGAUGACGCGGAGUGGCGCGACGACGACGGGCGGCCGCGGCGGACGGGCACGGUGUGGACGGCGAGCGCGCACAUCAUCACGGCCGUGAUCGGCUCCGGCGUCCUGUCGCUGGCGUGGGCCAUCGCGCAGCUCGGGUGGGCGGCCGGCCCCGCCGUCAUGAUCCUCUUCGCCGUCGUCAUCUACUACACCUCCACGCUGCUCGCCGAGUGCUACCGCUCCGGCGACCCCGUGGCGGGGAAGCGCAACUACACCUACAUGGACGCCGUCCGCUCCAGCCUUGGCGGCGCCAAGGUCACGCUCUGCGGCUCCAUCCAGUACGCCAACCUCUUCGGCGUCGCCAUCGGUUACACCAUCGCCGCAUCCAUCAGCAUGCUGGCGAUCAAGAGGGCGGACUGCUUCCACGUCAAGGGCCACCGGAACCCGUGCCGGAGCUCCAGCAACCCGUACAUGAUCCUCUUCGGCGUCGCCGAGGUCGUCUUCUCGCAGAUACCGGACUUCGACCAGAUAUGGUGGCUCUCCAUCGUCGCCGCCGUCAUGUCCUUCACCUACUCCACCAUCGGCCUCGUCCUCGGCGUCAUGCAGACCGUCGCCAACGGCGGGUUCCAGGGCAGCCUCACCGGGAUCAGCAUCGGCGCCGGCAUCACGCCCACGCAGAAGGUCUGGCGCAGCUUGCAGGCCUUCGGCAACAUCGCCUUCGCCUACUCCUACUCCAUCAUCCUCAUCGAGAUCCAGGACACGGUGAAGGCGCCGCCGCCGUCGGAGGCGAAGGUGAUGAAGAGGGCGACGAUGGUGAGCGUGGCGACGACGACGGUGUUCUACAUGCUGUGCGGGUGCAUGGGCUACGCGGCGUUCGGCGACGGCGCGCCGGACAACCUCCUCACCGGGUUCGGCUUCUACGAGCCCUUCUGGCUGCUGGACAUCGCCAACGUCGCCAUCGUCGUGCACCUCGUCGGCGCGUACCAGGUCUUCUGCCAGCCGCUCUUCGCCUUCGUCGAGAAGUGGGCGGCGGCGACGUGGCCCGACAGCGCCUUCAUCGCGCGGGAGCUCGGCGCCGUCGGGCCCUUCAAGCUCAGCGCGUUCCGCCUCGCCUGGCGCACGGCGUUCGUCUGCCUCACCACCGUCGUCGCCAUGAUGCUCCCUUUCUUCGGCGACGUCGUCGGCCUCCUCGGCGCCGUCUCCUUCUGGCCGCUCACCGUCUACUUCCCCAUCGAGAUGUACGUCGUGCAGCGCGGCGUGCGCAGGGGGAGCACGCACUGGAUCUGCCUACAGAUGCUCAGCGUCGCGUGCCUCGUCGUGUCCGUCGCCGCCGCCGCCGGAUCCAUCGCCGACGUGAUCGGCGCGCUCAAGGUGUACCGCCCGUUCAGCGGCUAGUUUAGAUAGGGCACCGGCCGGCGACGAGGCGUGUGCCGUGCACAUGAGUAGUGUACCUACCUACUGGUAGGGGUCCUACACAUUAACUGUGGGUCCCGGGUGUAAGAUAUAAUAACAAAAGUGAAAACAAAGCCACUCGACUUGUGUGGCAUUUUGUCAUAUAGAACCUCGUAGAUUCUCUAAUUUCCUGCUAAACUCAAUUUGAUACAAAUCUGAACCCAACCAUUAAGAUCGGGUACUGAACGCAACCCCGGUUUUUUCGGUU